AUGGAAGCACUUAUACCAGUUAUUAAUAAGUUACAAGAUGUUUUCAACACAGUUGGAGCCGAUGCCAUCCAAUUACCUCAAAUCAUAGUUUUAGGAACUCAGAGCUCUGGUAAGAGUUCUGUCAUAGAAAGCCUAGUGGGGCGUUCAUUCCUGCCUCGGGGACCAGGGAUUGUGACACGACGUCCUUUGGUUCUGCAAUUGGUCUACAGUCCCAAGGAAAGCAAAGAGCACCGCUCAGCUGAAGAAGGAACUGUAAAUUUAGAAGAAUGGGGCAAAUUCCUCCACACCAAAGACAAAAUCUACUCAGAUUUCGAUGCUAUCAGACAAGAAAUAGAGCGAGAAACCGACCGCAUGGCAGGUAGCAAUAAAGGAAUCUGCCCUGAACCCAUAAGCCUCAAAAUAUUUUCAACAAGAGUUGUAAAUCUCACUUUGGUAGAUCUUCCUGGUAUUACAAAGGUACCGAUAGGCGAUCAACCCGAAGAUAUUGAAAAUCAAAUUAGGAAUCUUAUAAUCAAGUACAUCGGCAACCCAAAUUCCAUAAUAUUAGCUGUGACUGCUGCCAACACAGAUAUGGCCACAAGUGAAGCUAUUAAAAUGUCCAAAGAAGUGGAUCCAGACGGCAGAAGAACUCUCGCAGUAGUCACAAAACUUGAUCUCAUGGACGCGGGAACUGAUGCCAUAGAUAUCCUCUGUGGUCGCGUCAUUCCAGUAAAACUUGGCAUAAUCGGAGUCGUAAACAGAUCACAGCAAGAUAUUAUUGAUAACAAGGCUAUAGGGGAUGCACUCAAAGAUGAGGCCACGUAUCUCCAACGGAAGUAUCCUACGAUCGCUACACGUAACGGUACUCCGUACUUGGCCAAAACCUUGAACAGGCUGCUCAUGCACCAUAUAAGGGACUGUCUUCCGGAACUAAAGGUUCGAGUCAACGUCAUGAUCUCUCAGUUUCAAUCUCUGCUCAACUCUUAUGGUGAAGAUGUGUCGGACAAGUCUCAGACAUUACUACAGAUUAUAACGAAAUUCGCAAGCGCAUACUGUUCCACUAUUGAGGGAACUGCCAGAAACAUUGAGACUACAGAAUUAUGUGGAGGCGCCAGAAUAUGUUACAUAUUUCAUGAGACUUUCGGUCGCACCUUGGAUUCUAUACAUCCUCUUGUUGGUUUGACGCGCAUGGAUAUUUUGACUGCAAUACGAAACGCGACGGGUCCAAGACCAGCCUUGUUUGUUCCUGAAGUGUCGUUUGAACUACUAGUUAAGCGCCAAAUCAGAAGAUUGGAAGAUCCGUCAUUACGUUGUGUUGAAUUGGUACAUGAAGAAAUGCAGCGUAUAGUGCAGCACUGUGGUACAGAGGUGCAGCAAGAAAUGUUGCGGUUCCCGCGCCUGCACCAGCGGAUCGUUGACGUAGUCACACAACUGCUACGGACACGUCUGCCUGCAACCAACUCUAUGGUGGAGAAUAUAGUGGCGAUCGAGUUGGCGUACAUAAACACAAAGCAUCCCGACUUCCACCGUGAGGCUGCCCUAGUGUCCGGACUGUUGAAGAGCACCGACGGGAUUAUAGAAGACCACAGUCCGGUGUACAGACAGAAGACGCCGAGACCUACAUCUUCACCGCAUGUCCCUGCAAUAACAGACGGGCAAGACAAAUCACCUCCUCAAUCAGCUAAAAGUGAAUCUCCAAAUACACCUCAGAUGAAUGGAACACCAGAGAACUUAAAAGUGCUAACUCCCCAGAAGCCAGUAAACCUACUGCCCGAAGUGCCGAGCCAACACUCGCGCAAACUGUCCGAUCGCGAACAACACGACUGUGAUGUAAUCGAACGACUGAUCAAGUCGUACUUCUACAUAGUACGCAAAUCCAUCCAGGACUCAGUACCGAAGGCUGUCAUGCAUUUCCUUGUGAAUUAUGUGAAAGAUAAUCUGCAGUCCGAGCUCGUAACUCACUUGUACAAGUCUGACCAAGCGGAGAGUAUGUUGAACGAGUCAGAACACAUCGCCCAAAGAAGGAAGGAAGCUGGCGAUAUGCUUAAGGCAUUGCAACGUGCUGGGCAGAUCAUCAGUGAAAUCCGAGAGACGCAUAUGUGGUGA
Molecule: messenger RNA, 2085 nt
Organism: Arctia plantaginis
Lineage: Eukaryota; Metazoa; Arthropoda; Insecta; Lepidoptera; Erebidae
Source: the annotation of a GenBank genome assembly